AUGUCGAUGAACUUUCCCUCAACUUAUAACCAAAAGAGAAAUUAUUGCCAUAUACUUGCAGGCAAAGGUCUUGGACCUUUUAAUAUAGCUAGGAAUAGCAACACAACUCUUGUUCCUCUGAACUAUGUUUCGCAGAGCUUGAUUCUAAUGGAAGAGCCUAAUUGCAACUCAAGUGUUCCUGUUGAUGCUCAGGUAGCUCUCACCAACAGAGAACUCAGAAACACUCAUUACUAUUUCCCAGAAAAUUCAAGGCAACACUUGAUAAUGUUGCCGACUCCUGAUGGCUUCUAUGACUUUAAAUGAGAUGCUCAAAACAAACAGGUUUUACAAAGAGUCAAUAAACCAACUGUAGUUGGAAGCCCUAUUUUUAAUAUUAAUAAGAGAAGAGAUUCUAAGUUUACAAGAACUAGAGGUGCUCCUCCUAAUCACACUGAUGACUCUUCAGGUGGCGCGCACCAAAACAAGAGCAUUCAUCCUGAGACUCAAAAUGCCUCUGAAUCUUCUACUUAUCUAGAAACUUUGGUUGCAACUUAUAAGAGCAAUCCUCGUCAGAAACUCUGAACUUGCUCUUUGACUUCAAAGCAGGCUCACCUGGUCGACAAAGUGAUGACCAUCAACAAUCUGGAGUACCUGCACAACCUGAGAAGUUUCAAUUACGGACUUAAGUUGAAGAACUCUCCUUCGACUGGAAGACCCAUUUACUUCUACGUUUGCAAGUUCAAAGGAGGCUGCCACAAAGAGUUCGAACGGAGCUGGAACUUGUUAGACCACUACAGAAUGCACGAGGGAAUCAAACCGUACAGCUGUCCAAUUUGUCAGAAAAAGUUCACUCAAAAAGGGAACAUGAACAAACACAUAAACACUCAUUAA
Molecule: messenger RNA, 870 nt
Organism: Moneuplotes crassus
Lineage: Eukaryota; Ciliophora; Spirotrichea; Euplotida; Euplotidae
Source: the annotation of a GenBank genome assembly